Knipowitschia caucasica is the source of this 3210-nucleotide messenger RNA. The record is from the annotation of a GenBank genome assembly. Lineage: Eukaryota; Metazoa; Chordata; Actinopteri; Gobiiformes; Gobiidae.
AUGGUGGUGGUUGCGCGCAACGCGAUCGGGUUCGUCAUCGACGGACCGUUGGGACCUACUCUGGUGGUGAAGCCGGACCAGCUCAUAAAGCGACGGGGGAAGUUGGGGCUCGUGGGCAUCAACCUGGACCUUCAGGGGGUCAAGGACUGGCUCAAAGAUAGACUCAUGACCGAGGCCGCUGUCGGAAAGGCCAAAGGAGUUCUCAAAAACUUUAUCAUCGAGCCGUUCGUGCCACACAAACAGGAGGAGGAGUUUUACGUCUGCGUCUACGCCACUCGCGAGGGGGACCACGUGCUGUUCCACCACGAGGGCGGCGUGGAGGUGGGGGACGUGGACGCCAAAGCCCUGAAGCUCCUGGUGCCCGUGGGCGAGAAGAUCCACGAGCAGCAGGUCACGGAGCAACUCCUGACCCAAGUCCCGGACCAGAAGAAAGGAGUCCUGGCCAGCUUCAUCGUGGGUCUUUUCAGUCUGUAUGAGGAUCUCUACUUCACGUACCUGGAGAUCAACCCUCUUGUGGUCACUCAGGACGGCGUGUACAUCCUGGACAUGGCGGCCAAGAUCGACGCCACGGCCGACUACAUCUGUAAAGUCAAGUGGGGCGACGUGGAGUUCCCGCCCCCUUUCGGCAGAGAGGCCUAUCCAGAGGAGGCGUACAUCGCUGAUCUGGACGCCAAGAGUGGAGCCAGUCUGAAACUCACCAUUCUCAACCCAAAAGGCCGGAUCUGGACCAUGGUGGCUGGAGGAGGGGCCUCUGUGGUCUACAGUGACACCAUCUGCGACUGCGGCGGCCAGACCUACGACUACGCCAAGACCAUCCUGUCACUCAUGACCCGAGACAAGCAUCCCAACGGGAAAGUUCUCAUCAUUGGAGGAAGCAUUGCUAAUUUCACAAACGUCGCAGCCACUUUCAAGGGCAUCGUCAGAGCCAUCAAAGAUUACCAAGAGCCUCUCCAGGAGCACGACGUCACCAUUUUCGUCCGUCGGGGAGGACCCAACUACCAGGAGGGUCUGCGGGUCAUGGGGGAAGUGGGGAAGACCACUGGAAUCCCCAUCCACGUGUUCGGGACCGAGACUCACAUGACGGCCAUAGUCGGGAUGGCGUUGGGUCAUCGCCCGAUUCCGCACGAGCCUCCGUCGGACGCACACACGGCUAACUUCCUCCUCAAUGCUAGUAGCAACGCAAAGACUCCCGCUGCCACGAGGACGGCCUCUUUCUCCGAGCCCAGAAUAACAAAUGAAUUGUGCCCGGCCAAGAAGUGCAAAGGUGUCCCUGCAGAUUCGCUUCAUUCUAUUUUGUGGCCUUUGAAGAAUGCGGUCACUAGCGAUUGGAAAGAAGCCCAGGCCUCUUCAGGCUGCUCUGGAGCGAAAGCCACGACUCUGUUCAGCAAACACACCAAGACCAUAGUGUGGGGGAUGCAGACGCGGGCCGUGCAGGGCAUGCUGGACUUCGACUACGUGUGCUCCAGAGACGAGCCCUCCGUAGCCGCCAUGGUCUACCCCUUCACUGGGGAUCACAAGCAGAAGUUUUACUGGGGCCACAAAGAAAUCCUCAUCCCAGUUUAUAAGAACAUGGCGGACGCGAUGAAGAAGCACCCGGGAGUGGACGUGGUCAUCAGCUUCGCCUCUCUGCGCUCGGCGUUUGACAGCACGGUGGAGGCGAUGCAGUUCCCACAGAUCCACACUAUUGCCAUAAUCGCUGAAGGCAUUCCCGAAGCUCUGACCAGAAAAAUGAUCAAGAUGGCUGACGAGAAAGGCAUCACGAUCAUCGGCCCGGCCACGGUCGGCGGAAUUAAACCCGGCUGUUUUAAGAUCGGCAACACGGGAGGAAUGCUGGACAACAUCCUGUCGUCCAAACUGUACCGUCCUGGCAGCGUGGCCUACGUGUCCCGCUCCGGCGGCAUGUCCAACGAGCUCAAUAACAUCAUCUCCCGCUCCACAGACGGCGUGUACGAGGGCGUGGCCAUCGGAGGAGACAGAUAUCCAGGUUCGACCUUCAUGGACCAUGUGCUUCGGUACCAAGACACUCCUGGAAUUAAGAUGAUUGUGGUUCUGGGAGAGAUCGGAGGAACAGAAGAAUACAAGAUCUGCCAAGGCAUCAAAGAAGGCCGCAUCACUAAACCUGUUGUGUGUUGGUGCAUCGGGACGUGUGCGACCAUGUUCUCCUCAGAGGUCCAGUUCGGUCACGCCGGAGCUUGUGCCAAUCAGGCCUCAGAAACAGCUGUGGCCAAGAACCAAGCCCUGAGGGACGCCGGAGCAUACGUCCCCAAGAGCUUUGAUGAGCUGGGAGACGUCAUCAAAACUGUUUACAACGACCUGGUGGCCGACGGUACGAUAGUUCCCGCUGAAGAGGUACCGCCCCCUACUGUCCCAAUGGAUUAUUCCUGGGCCAGGGAGCUGGGUCUGAUCCGCAAACCAGCCUCGUUUAUGACCAGUAUCUGUGACGAGAGAGGACAGGAGCUGAUCUACGCCGGGAUGCCCAUCACCGAGGUCUUCAAGGAGGAGAUGGGCAUCGGUGGCGUGCUCGGCUUACUGUGGUUCCAACGCAGGUUGCCUCGUUACGCCUGUCAGUUCAUUGAGAUGUGUCUGAUGGUGACCGCGGACCACGGCCCCGCGGUCUCCGGAGCUCACAACACUAUAGUCUGUGCACGAGCCGGGAAAGACCUGAUCUCCAGCCUGACCUCGGGACUGCUGACCAUAGGCGACCGGUUCGGAGGAGCUUUGGACGCAGCAGCCAAACAGUUCAGUAAAGCCUUCGACAGCGGGAUGUUGCCCAUGGAGUUUGUCAACAAGAUGAAGAAAGAUGGAAAGCUCAUCAUGGGCAUCGGCCACAGGGUCAAGUCUAUUAAUAAUCCAGACAUGAGAGUCCAGAUCCUGAAGGACUUUGUGAAGCAGCAUUUCCCCUCCACACAGUUACUGGAUUAUGCUUUAGACGUAGAGAAGAUCACCACAUCUAAGAAACCAAACCUGAUUCUCAACGUCGACGGUUUCAUUGGAGUCGCCUUUGUGGAUCUUCUCCGGACGUGUGGGGGCUUCACGAGGGACGAGGCAGACGAGUUUGUGGAGAUUGGUGCCUUAAACGGAGUCUUUGUCCUCGGCCGGAGCAUGGGCUUCAUCGGGCAUUACCUGGACCAGAAGAGACUGAAGCAGGGUUUGUACCGUCACCCGUGGGACGACAUCUCCUACGUGCUUCCUGAACACAUGUCCAUGUAA